AUGUUAACAAAAACAAACGCCGAGUUGCAUUCUUCAAUGUCGACUAUUUCUCACGCACUCGUUCAAAGAUAAGUUGCUUUCAAAUUCCUUCCGCGGAAUGGAAUUUCGUAACAACAUCAUCAGCUGUGCACCACAUACCAAGUUUGAUUACACCAAAGGAGUAGGUUCAAUCUUGUACGAGAAGAUGCAUGAAGCUCAAUCAGCUAUCGCGCAAGUUGAUGAUCGAACUGGAGAAGUUGACACUUACAGAACACUUCUCGAACGUUGCAUCCGCACCGCUAAAGCAAUGAGGUCAAAAAACGUAUCCGCGGGCGAUAUCGUAGUCGUCCACAGCCACAAUCACAAGAACGCGAUUGUACCGGUAAUUGCAAGUUAUUUUCUGGGGGCAAUUCCAGCAGUAAUCGACUACAGCUUGCCUUUAAGCAGCACCAAGCAACUGCUCAAAAAGAUACCGCCAAGCAUCACCUUUACCAACUCCCAGGGGAUCAAGAAAAUAUCGGCGGCAACCCACCAGCUAGGGAUGAAUAGCGCAAUAAUCGACUUCGGCAAGUUGGACGAACUCAUCGCGAAAUUUACAGCGAACGAUGGCUUCGCGCCAAUUACCAUCGAAAACCCCGACGAAACGGCGGCCAUAUUUUUUACUAGUGGCACGACCGGUUUGCCCAAAAAGAUUGGUCUCAGUCAUCGGCUGCUGCUGCGCUCCGUCGUUAAUCUCCAAAGCACAUCGGUUCGCUUCACGACAAUCGCCCAGAACACCUUCUGGAUUUCGACAACGAACAUGCUACUCAAUGCGGUUCUAAACGGUGCCUGUCGAGUUUUAGUGCCGCAGAUCGAAUCGAGCAACCUCUGGUUGCUGAUUCGCAAAUAUGAGGUGUCAGUCCUGGUCCUGGUACCUUCGCUCAUUCCGAGACUGUUCGAGGGGCCAAUCUCCAGUUUGGCACUGCUCUUGGUAAGCGGCGGUUCGCUCACGCCCGACGAAACAAUGCGGUUACGCGCCCAUCUGCCCGACACUGUAAUACUGCCAGUUUACGGCCAAACCGAGCUUGGUGGAGCCUCGCUUAGUUUCAACGUCAUCAAUCCGGAAGAUCUCAAGUUCGCGUACCAGAGAGUGAGCUCCUGCGGACGCCCCCACGCCGGCUACCAAUACAAGGUUGUGGAUCCCGACACGGAAGAGGUCUUGGGUCCGAAUCGGGUCGGCGAAAUUCGCAUCAAGGCCGACUGCUUUUCGCCCGACUCGUGCGAGAUGUCCGAGUGGGACGAUGGAGGUUUCUACAAAACCGGCGAUUUGGGUUACUACGACCGCGACUUCUGCUUCUACGUCACCGAUCGAAUCAAGGAGGUCUUCAAAUACAGGACAACCAAAAUAGUACCGUCCAAGCUGGAAGCGGUACUGAAAACUCAUCCCGCCGUCGAGGAUGCCGUUAUCGUCGGACUGCCGCACGCCUACGAUGGAAGUCUACCACUCGGUUUGGUCGUUCGGAGAAAUGGCUUUGGGGAUGUUUCGGACGGUGACAUUGUGGAAUACUACAACGCAAGAGUCGCCGAUGGGGAAAGGUUAAGGGGUGGGCUUAGGUUCGUCGAACAAAUUCGCACAACAUCCUUGGGGAAGGUUAAGAGAAUGGAAAUGAGACAAAUGGUUCUUCGGAGUCGAUUGUAG
Messenger RNA from Photinus pyralis (common eastern firefly), 1657 nucleotides. RefSeq names its product 4-coumarate--CoA ligase 1-like. The record is from RefSeq and is a predicted model, not a curated record. Gene Ontology annotation, molecular function: long-chain fatty acid-CoA ligase activity. NCBI's taxonomy places the organism in Eukaryota, Metazoa, Arthropoda, Insecta, Coleoptera, Lampyridae. Bases 98 to 1657 code for a protein of 519 amino acids. Gene Ontology annotation, biological process: fatty-acyl-CoA biosynthetic process; long-chain fatty acid metabolic process. The transcript has 6 exons.